Messenger RNA from Megalops cyprinoides (Indo-Pacific tarpon), 2175 nucleotides. Its product is annotated as coiled-coil domain-containing protein 50-like. The coding region runs from base 137 to 1000 and encodes 287 amino acids. Lineage: Eukaryota; Metazoa; Chordata; Actinopteri; Elopiformes; Megalopidae. Gene Ontology annotation, cellular component: cytoplasm. The record is from RefSeq and is a predicted model, not a curated record. Gene Ontology annotation, molecular function: ubiquitin protein ligase binding. The transcript is spliced from 11 exons.
GAGAGAGAAACCGAGAGUGGGCUGUGCCUUUACGUCAGCACUGGAAGUUUUAAACCUCGGUCGAGCGCCCGUGAACCGCGCUCAUUCCAGCGCAGAAAAAUCUACGAAUUCACAGAGUUUUAGAAACAUUGUGAGCAUGGCUGAUUUCAGUAUUGAUCAGAACCGUUUACCAGGAGUGAAAGAAGUGUGCCGUGACUUCGCUGUGCUGGAGGAUGGCUGCCUGGCCUACAGUCUCCAGGAGCAGGAAAUUGAGAGUCACCUGGCCUCCAACAUUCACAAGAGCCGCCUGAUCCGGAGUGAUAUACAGGUGGCCCGGCGUUUGCAGGAGGAGGAAGACCUCCAGGUCCAAGCCCGCGGUCAGAGAUGGCAGAGAGACAUAGAUCAGAGUGACACUGAGGUUGCUAAGGGGAUUCAAGACAGGCUAGUUCGACAGGCUGAGCAGCAACGAAGACAGGAAAAGAUGGAUGAGGCCAUUGCUCGCAAGCUGCAAGAGAAGGAGAUGAAGGAGGGAAAGAAGAAGAAAAAGCAGCAGGAAGUCUUCGUGGAGCCACACUGCGAGGGCAGAGGAGACUGGAAUGUACAGGGCAACUACAGCAUGAAGGAAGUUACCCAGGACAUUAACCGUCUGGCCUUGCAAGACCAAGAGCUCAGAGACAUGGAAGUGGCCAGAAAGUUGUACAAGGAGGAGCAGAAGGCAAGUCAGGCAGACACAAGGGCAGCCCAAGUUGCUCAGGACGAGGAAAUCGCUCGAUUACUGAUGGAUGAGGAGAGGAGGCGCUGCAUGUCAUCCAGAGAAAAAAGCAGACCAGACGUGAACUCGAGGGCAAGCUCAGAGCAAGUUGUGAGGGCCAGGUCACAUGAGGACAGCCAGAGAUCCAUAAAGGAGAAACCAGCCAGACCACCCCCUCCUACACGCAACCGUGAGAAUGUGGACCCCUGCCCCACCCGCCUUCCAACCAGAACAGAGCCCACAUCCAGAGGCCCCAACUGCAGGCGGUGACCCUGGAUACCUGCUGCCAUGUUGCCGUGUUUUUUAUUUUGUAUUUUAUGUUUCAUUUUAUAUUGUCUGUUAUUUUAUUUGGGUUUUUUGCCUUUUAUUUCAUGUUUCACCCAGACCAAAGUCUGGCAAAUUACACAUGGCCAUAUCAGGAGAAAGGAGGUGGCAAUAGAAUGGAAUGAAUUUUCAUUCUCACAACCAAAAGAAAGAAGGAAAUGGAGGACGGUAUUACUCUUACUCGGCACAGAAAGGGGGAGGAAGAAGGGAAGCUGUGAACAGUGUUUUGUGUCCUCCUGUUUGACUGUAGACAUUGAGGGAAUGCAACCUUCCCUGUAGACACAGGGUCAUCUUUGCUCGGCGUGGCUGGAUUUAGGGUCACAUGACCUGGAUGGGAAUGUUCACAGAGCCAACCUGGUCCCUGCUAAGGCCCCUAUCUCCAUUUAAUGUCACUGAACAAGGUUGAGAAUUGAGACCUCACGAAGGUGCAACAUGUUUGGAUUCACACACACCCUGUCCUCCUUCUGAGGGACUAGAGCUGUUUAGUCAUACCAGGACACAAAAUAGGCAUUGCCUAUCUGGCUAUAUACCAUCGUUUUAGUCUCAAAAUGCUGAAACAGCAUAUGGGCUUGUUCUGACACUUGUCUGGUCCCUGUGCUUCUGCCACUUAAAGCCAUGAAGCGGUGGGUAUUGACUCCCUGUCUACAGGUAUUAGUAACACCUGUAUUCUGUUAGCUUUCAGGCCUGCCCUCUGUAGAUAUGUGCAGGCUGGUGUUCAGGCUCACUUGUAGUAAAUGUGCACAGACAAGUGUUUAGGGCCACUCACAACAGGUAUGUGCAGACUGGUUUUUGGGGGUGUUCCUUCAAUUUGUCUCUGUUCCCUAAUGCACUUGUUAUGGCAUGUGGGUUGCUGUGUGUUUCACUGCUCAGAUCUUGUUCACAGAAUCUUGGCACCACUGCUUUAAAAAUGAGCAUUUCCAUUUUUUUGUGUUGAGAGUGUUUAGUUUUUCUCUUGGCUGAUUGUGUGUUGGAUGUGAUGCUGUUUGUGAUGUUUGCCAUCUUGAAAAUGUCCAUUACUUUUGAGACUUUUAUUUAAACUAAGCUGCUUUUAAUUGUUUUAUUUUAUUGGAAGUAAACUUUUAUAUAUCACACAUCAAUGUGUUCAGGGAUAACAUCUGUGU